UUUCAAUUUUGGUUGAACUAUUAGUUCUCCUGCAUCAGCUACAUUCAUCUUACAGCAGAAGUGAAAAAGUUGUGACAACUAAAACAAGACAAUUGGCUUCCUUAAUUUGUAUAAAUGCGUGAUAUAUAUAGAGAGAGAGAGAGACUAGCUGAUGGUGCUGUUUAGUGGCCUGGGUUUUUUCUCCUACGUGUGCACUUGCACAUGCUUCUGUCUUCACUGAUUGUGUGGAAACAUCUUCAUUUAUAUCUAAUUUGUCGCUCUAUACACUGUCUUAAAUCUCAGCCUCUCUCAUUAAUAUACAAUUUUCUUUCAGGGUCCCUUAGAUUGAGUCAUUCAGGUGAGCGUUCUUGUAGUUCAAACAGUAGAUCACAGUGUUGGCAAUGCCAGUGUUAUAGGGUUCAUUCUCAGGGAAUGCAAAAACUGAAUGAAAACAUACUUUGAAUGAAAUGUACUGUAAGCCACUUUUUAGUGGCUUACAUGCAAAGUAAUUUUAUUUUAGUAUGUUUUAUUUAUAUAGCCCCUUUCUAGAGCAAACGUCACAAAGUGCUUUACAUCCAAAAAAUAAAAAGGGAACAAAAUAACAAAGUUUUAGAAUAAUUACAAUUGAAUUUGACAUUCAUGCCAUGUUGCUAAUAACAGAAACUUACACAAGAUGUAUUUAUUCAGGAUUUGAUUUUUAAUCCUGUUUAGAAAAAUGUCAGAUAAAAUAUGUGUAUGAUUAUUAGCUGUUGUAAGGGUAAUUAUUGACUCUUCUGAGGUAAAUGAGUAAUAAUGUUGUAGAUAUAGAGCUGUUGCUUAUAUGGGUGUAUAUGCCAAUAGUAAAAUCUGAUUGGUUGAACACAAAAGCCUCAGUUGCUUCUAAGUUACUAUGGUGAUAAACACUGCUAAAAGCUGAGCCACUUUCAUGGUGCCUAAAACCCAGGGUUGGCACAAACUAAACUGAAACAUACCUGCUAUCCACUUAAACUGGCUUCAUGGUAUAGGCCCCAACUCUCUUUGGAUCAAACCUGACCAAGUUUAAGUGUUGUCUGGGCUCAGAUUAGUGCAAUUCAGGAAGUGCGUUUUCGGGCAGUGACACACUUGACAAAUUCUCACCUCGCUGCACAUGAACCCGGUGUUAUUCAGCUGCAUCUUCAGUGAUCAGAUGAGACAUGAAGCUGUUUGAACUGUGUUUCUCUGCUGUGUGGAUGUUGUGCUGCUUUCUAGUGUAUGUUAAAGGUCAGUAAAUUCUCUGAAUGCUGCAGUAAGAAUGACGUCAUUUAUACACUUGUUUUUAUUUUUAUUAUCUGUACUAUUACUUUAUACAUUUGCCUUUAUUGCACUUCUUGUUAGCUUUUUUUAUUUUUUUUUUAUACUAUAUCCAACUCUUCUCCAUGUCCAAUCUUUUCACACAGGUCAUAAUGUGUGUCAACGGAAGUUAAUUUCAAGAGUCAAUUUAUUCACAGAACUACAGUCUGAAAUCCUGCUGCCUUGCCUGUUUGAAGCAGCUCUCUUUGGAUCAGACCUGACCAUGAGUGCUGUCUGGGAUCAGAUUAGUACAACAAUUAAUGGCAUUGUAGAGAUCCCAGUAAAUCAACAGGAAAGAUUCUGGAAUCACAGAGAUGGUAGAAUUCAAACAUUUCGUGAUCGCUCUGGCUCUGGAAACUUCUCCAUCCUGAUCAGUAAUGUGCAGCGCUCUGAUCUUGGCCUCUACCGCUGUGAACUGUUCAGAGAGAGUAACUGUUCUCUGGCCUAUAGAGAGAUCAAUCUCACUCUUGUUGAGAUUUCACUGCUCAAUAACUGGCAGCUCAUAGUUGCAGCAGGAGGAGGAGGAUUUCUGCUUCUCUGUCUGAUCACUGUGUGUGUUUACUACACAUGGACGAAACGACAAACAGUCGAUUCAACAAUUGAGCACGGAUCACACAAUUGCCAUGAUAGCUAUGGAGAAACAGGUGAUGAAAUAACCUAUGCAUCAGUUACGCAUAAGCCACACAACUGCCUUGACAGUAAAGGAGAAACAGUUAAUGAAAUAACCUAUGCAUCAGUUUCUCAUAAGCCACACAACUGCCAUGAGAGUAAAGUUCUUGUGAAUAACAAGCCCAUAAAUGACUCUGCAUCAGAACAUGUCAGCUCAGAGACCGUCCUUUACGCUUCUGUCAAGAAAAGAGACAAGUGAGCAGCAAAACAUCCAAAUGAAAGAGAAUUUUUUUUUAGAUAACCCCUAUUUUUAUUCAAAUCUGUAGGUUUUUCUUUGCAUCCUGAGUACUGUGAGAAGCUGACCAGUGAUGGCACCAAUCCACCAGAGCUUGUACAGUCUAACUUCUGAUCUGUUCUUAAGUGGGAAUUUAUGUAUUGUCAUGUUAAUGUUAACACAAAUACAUUUGUAUUGUGAUGGUUUUAAAAGUACUAGAGAUGCAAAUCAUAUUUUUAACUAUAUUUAACUAAUUUAAAUAACCAAAAUGUAAUAUGUAGAAGACCCUAGAAGUAACAUCAUUUGGACCUUUUCUACAGCACCAGGGAAACAAAAGUAAAUAAUAUUAUCCAUUUAAAAAAAAAAAAA
Messenger RNA from Ctenopharyngodon idella (grass carp), 2539 nucleotides. RefSeq lists its product as uncharacterized. The record is from RefSeq and is a predicted model, not a curated record. The coding region runs from base 1250 to 2155 and encodes 301 amino acids. The transcript is spliced from 6 exons. NCBI's taxonomy places the organism in Eukaryota, Metazoa, Chordata, Actinopteri, Cypriniformes, Xenocyprididae.